AUGAGUGUCCUGUUACUGGUGCUGCUACUGGGCACUUUUCUCCUAGGACUCCUUGUCUGGAGCAUCUGUAAGCACUUGCUCACCACAGAUGUCCCCUCUGCCUUGAAACAUCCUCUCAAGUUCAGAAUUCUGCAUUGCAUAUUUAUAUACGUCGUCACCCUGGGAAUCAUACUAGAGAAGCUGAGGAUUUGCUCCAUGCCCACCUUUGCCUGUUUUUCAAUGGACAUUUUUUUUGCAAAGAAAAAGGACCCUAAAGUGGUGGUGACAGACCUGCGCUUUGGAACAAUCUCUGUGAGGCUGUUUGAGCCCAAGGCAAUGUCUUGCAGCUCAAGGGCAGGCAUCGUCUUCUACCAUGGAGGAGCUGGGGUGUUCGGCAGCCUGGAUUCUUACCACAACGUGUGCCUUUCCCUUGCCCUGGAGACCAAUUCUGUGCUGUUGUCUGUGGGGUACAGGAAGCUUCCUUACUACCAUUACCCUAUCAUUAUCACUGACUGCCUGAAUGCCACCAUCCACUUCCUGAAGAGGCUGAAAAGUUAUGGUGUGGACCCUUCCCGGGUUGUAGUCUGUGGGGACAGCAUUGGAGGAGGGGUUGCUGCCCUUAUCACCCGGGCUCUGUUGAGCCACAAAGAUCUCCCCCGAAUCCGGGCUCAAGUCCUCAUUUAUCCGGUUACUCAGUUCACCAAUUUCCAGUUACCAUCUGCUCAGCAGAACCGAAAUAUCCCAUUUCUCACUGAAGAACUCCUGAUGAUGUGCCUUUGUAGAUAUGCAGCCAUUGACAUCUCUUGGAAAGAUGCCAUACUGAAAGGUGCUUUUGUACCCCCAGAAACCUGGGAGAAGUACAGGAAAUGGCUCACCUCUGACAAUAUCCCUGAAAGAUUCAAGAAUAAAUACCAAGAAACCCAGUUUCCUGGGCCUUUUAAUGAGGCUGCCUAUCUUGAAACAAAACAUAUGUUAGAUGUCCAAAUUGUCCCCAUCUUAGCUGAUGAUGAGAUCAUAUCUCAUCUCCCUGAGACCUUCCUGGUGAGUUGUGAGCAUGAUAUCCUCCAUGAUCACACCUUGCUCUACAAGAAGCGCUUGGAAGACCAAGAGGUCCCCGUGAGCUGGUACCAUGUGGAAGACGGCUUUCAUGGAUGCAUACUUUUAUUUGGUCAGAAGUUUUUCGUUUUUCCCUGCUCUGAGAAAAUUUUAAAUGCUGUGGUGAGUUACAUAAAGGCCUUGUGACAGUUACACUAUUUUUGUGAGUAGUGUGAGACGAGGAUAUGUCUGCCACAGAUGGUGGAUAUACUGAGUUUUACUUUCCAAAAGGAGAUGCUAAUACACCAUGUCCAAGACAGGGAGAGUACAAUAGCGUAAGAGCUCUCUAGCUUUCACUUCAAGAUAAUAAAAUCUGUUUUCUUUUAGUAUUAACAGAGUGGAGUUUUGCAUGGAGCUAUGUUGUAUAAUGUUUAGAAUUAAAUAUCAUUGGAGAAUAAAACACCUUGAAAGCUUUCUUGAAGCC
Cavia porcellus (domestic guinea pig) is the source of this 1498-nucleotide messenger RNA. RefSeq names its product arylacetamide deacetylase-like 4. The transcript has 4 exons. The record is from RefSeq and is a predicted model, not a curated record. The coding region runs from base 1 to 1221 and encodes 406 amino acids. NCBI's taxonomy places the organism in Eukaryota, Metazoa, Chordata, Mammalia, Rodentia, Caviidae. Gene Ontology annotation, molecular function: lipase activity.